Molecule: messenger RNA, 973 nt
Organism: Rhodotorula graminis WP1
Lineage: Eukaryota; Fungi; Basidiomycota; Microbotryomycetes; Sporidiobolales; Sporidiobolaceae
Exons: 4
Coding region: 1-912 (303 amino acids)
Source: RefSeq, a predicted model, not a curated record
AUGUCGCAAGCCCCGCAGCCGCCGACCGAGCCGACAGAGAACGCCGUGCCCGUACCGCCCCGAAACUACUCUCAAGCCCCGCUGUACCUCGCCGCACCCCCGGCAUACGCGCCAAACUCGUCGGUCCCGACCUUCCUCCGCACCCUCGCCGCCCUCGUCUUCAUCGGCGGCUCCAUCAGUGCAGCGGUCGCCUGGGUCUACAAGACCAUCAUCUUCCCUCGUCUCGUCGUCGCCCUCAAGGCCCGCUCUCGCCUCUUCUCGAUCCACGAUGCCGCCUACACCAAGCUCUUUGAUGUGCUCAAGGCGUUCACGACCUCGACGGGCAUCGCGCGGCUGGGAGGAGCCGACGCGCUCGAGUUCAGGCGCAAGCUGAAGGAGGAGCCGGAGGAGGAGACUGUGGCUGCGGGCGAGCCGGCGGGCCAGGCGCAGGACGCGGAGAAGGAGCCGUUGCUCGACAAGGGCGAGGCUGCGGCGGCAGAAGGCGACACGGCGGCAGCAGCACCCGAGCCGACCUUGCCCCCACCUCCUCGCAUCCUCGCGCCCCUCACCACCUCCCUCGCUUCGCUCUACGCCGAGCUUCAAGCCGCCGCCACACCCUCCGUCCCUUCGACCACUUCGCCUCACGCAGGCGGCCUCACCAACCCGUCCAACCUCGUCCAGCCGCAGGGCAUGCUCAUGCGGUCGCUCGUCACGCUCAACGAGUACCUCGAGUCCGAGACGUACUCGGCGCAGACGUUCCACACGUACCGUCCCUACGGCGCGUACGGCGCGCCGGGCAGCUCGACGGCGACGGGCGAGAGGAAGGCGCUCCAGGAGGUGACGCACAACUUCAAGGCCGACAUCCGCUCGCUCAAGGGUGCGCUUCUGAACCGGCGCAACUUUGUCCGCUCCGAGGUGUCGACCGCCGCCUGACCGUCGACUUGUCUAGUGUCUCUGUCCAGCUGUUGUACUGCAUUUCAGACAUCAUCAUGUC